AUUUCUCUGUUGCUAUUUAUGGAGUAUUUGGAUUUUUUUAACUCAUAAUAUUAGUUGCUAGUUUAUGCUUUCCUUGAGCCAAGUGUUUAUCGGAAACAAACACUGCUCAUGGUAGAGGUAUGGUCUGGACUUGUGGGAUUACUCUGAAUAUUGUUGUUGUUGUUAUAAUAUCUGUUACUUGUUUUUUUGGGGUGUUAAGAAGUAUGGUCAUCCUUUGGAAUAUAAACUCUUAUAAUCACUUGAGAGUUUUUGGGUGAUGCUUCUGUGUUCUGCACUUGUGGGAUUACAUAUAUAUUUGGAUUUGGUUUUGGUAUUGGUUUUGGUUUUGGAGAGCUAAUUGAUCUGUGAAAGAGUUUUGGAAACUAUUUUUCUUCUUGUGUUUGCUUUAGGUAUUAUUUAGAAAAUCCGAUUUUAGUUUGUUGUUGGUUUUCGGAAAAGGAUUUUCUGAUUUAAUUUCCUGCAAUCAAAUCUGUUUCUUUAAUCUAACACCAUUUCUUUUUGUUUUGAAAUAUAUUUCUCUUGUUCCUCUCCAUAUUUUUACUAAUCAAAGUGGCUAGUGCUACUAAUAAAUAAAACAAUUAUAGUCACGAAGAGAAGAUACCUAUAGAACGUAGGCAGCAUCGAGUGUGGUAAGAUGGAUGAGAUCUUUCUACUCUUAACAAGAGGUCUCGAAUUUGAAGAGGUUUCAGAUUCUAGUCUUGAUAAUGGAUAAACUCUUGGUGUAUGGCCUUCAACGUUAGUGGCACUACGUGCCUAAAGGAGGAUCCAGGAUUUUGAGUGCGAGUUUGAGUUAGUUAAACCAGUGAGUUUCGAAUGCCAGGUGGUUAGACAGAAAAAGAAAGAACACAUGGAAAUUUUAGAUAUUAUAGUAAGUUAUAAACAAAAAAAAAAAUUGAGAUGAAUGAGGGCCUUGUAAUUUCUUGUACUAUACACGGUAUAAGUGAAAUCGCCAGAAACUUGCACGAAGGGAUAAUUCUGGUAUGAUAUGAACUAAUGCACAUUAUCAAUGCUCCACACCUUCUAUCGUAUUGAUAUGAACUAAUGCUCAUUUUGUGGUAAGUACAGUUUGUCGUAUCUUGGUGGUGAAAAUUGAGACGUGGUAGUUAUUACAUUUUGUCUUAUCAUACUUACCAGUUGAAUCAAAUUAGAUCAGUGGAAAUAUUUAGCUCUUGUCAUCAUGAAUAUACUGACAUUUAUGCAAGUUAAUUUCCUAUUUUUUUCUUCCUUUUUGCCUUAACCCUUGUAUUUUCUCUAACAAAAAUGAGUCUGAAAGGAACAUUUUGCAGGGUUAAUUUAAGCAACACUUAGAAUAAUCUGAUACAAAUUGAAAAAUCAAUCUGUGGGAGGGAAGAAGAGGAAAUGGCUCACGCUGCCGUCAUAUCUCUUCAACAAAAACUGCAGGAAAUCCUGAAAGGUGACAAUUUUCAUUACCCUGCACUACGUCAAGCAGUCAGUUCCUGGCAGGCAUUUUUGGAGGACUCUUUGUCGAUUAGAAAUGCUCCAGAAGCAGUGGAAUAUUUGGAAAAGCAGGUUAAAUAUUUGGCAACUGAACUUCUAGGUAGCAUCGACUUAUAUGACUUGGAAAAGAGUACACCUGGUUUCUAUCCAAGUAGUUGGGAACUGUUCCAGAAAGAGGUAGUGACUGCAGGUUCCAAUAGCAUAAAGGCAUAUUUGAUGAAGGUAAUGAGUGCUCGGAAUGAUAAUGAUGCUCUAACAACAUGGAAUACUGUGGAGAGUGAUUCAGAAUACACUCCUUAUCUCCAAGCUACUGUGUUAGACCUUGAUAAUGACUUAAUGACUAUUAAAUCUCGGCUUAUAGGACCUCCUUCCAAGCUAGAUGUCGUCUCUAUUGUUGGCAUGGGAGGAAUUGGCAAAACGACUCUUGCUAGAGAAGUUUAUGAUGAUCUUUACAUGGAGCAUCACUUCUACAUUCGUGCUUGGAUUACUGUAUCUCAAAUGCAUCAACAUAGAGAAAUGUUGUUGGGCAUUCUGCGGUGUUUUUCAAUGGUCAAUGACAACACUUACCUAAAGAGUACUGAGCAAUUGGCAGAACAAGUUUACAGAAGUUUGAAAGGAAGGAGAUAUCUCAUUGCAAUGGAUGAUGUGUGGGACACCAAUGCAUGGGAUGUUGUGAAAAGAUCUUUUCCAGAUGAUAAUAAUGGAAGCCGUGUCAUACUUACUAGUCGGCUAGCAAAUGUGGGUAUCUAUGUUAGCUCAGGCAGCCCUCCUCAUUACAUGCGGUGCCUAACUGUGGAACAGAGCUUGAAGUUGUUCAAUUUAAAGGUGUUUGGAAGGGAGACUUGCCCCCUUGAACUGGAGAAUGCUACAAAGCAAAUAGUCGAGAAAUGUCAAGGACUACCACUAGCAAUAGUUGUGGUUGCUGGAUUUUGUUCCAAGAUCAGCAAGACAGAAAACUGUUGGGAAGACAUAGCACAUAAAAUUGGUUUGAUUGUGAGUAGGGACACAGAAGAAUGCCUGGACUUACUUGCCUUGAGUUAUAAACAUUUGCCACAUCACUUGAAGCCAUGCUUCCUGUAUAUGGGAGUUUUCCCAAAAGAUUUUGAAAUUAGUGUUUCAAGACUAAUCAAGCUUUGGAUUGCUGCGAAAUUUGUAAACUGCACACCUGAAAGGGACUUUGAAGAAGUUGCUGAGGGAUACUUAAGAGAUCUUAUAGAUAGAAGUCUAAUUUUGGUUAAGAAAAGGACCUCAAGUGGCAUGGUCAAAACAUGUGAGGUUCAUGAUCUGUUGCAUGAUUUAAUCAUACGAGAAGCAUGGAAGGAGAGAUCAAUCUACUUUACUAAAUCAAAUGUAAUUCUUUCUCCACCAGUGGCAUCUUUUGAGCAUCGCAUCAUUUUCAAUUUCCGCAGAGUCCCCAUUGAGAUCUUUAGAGAAAUAUCUUUUGGUGAACCUUCGUCACUUCCUGAUGCUAGUUCCUUUAUUUGUUUUGGAAGAGAUGGAACUCCUGGAUCCUGUUCUCAGGUCGAUUCGUUUAUCACUUUUACUAACUUCAAAUGGUUAACAGUAUUGGAUAUAUGCUUUCAGCCAUUUGACCAUCUACCAUCAGAAAUAUGGCAAUUAUCUACGCUGAGGUAUCUUGCUCUCGCCAGUUUUAGUGUUCUCCCUCCAUCAGUGUGCAAUCUUAGGUGUCUUCAGACGCUAAUUCGUUACAGUCACCAGUCUAGUAUUUGUUUGCCAGCAGAGAUAUGGGAGAUUGAACAAUUAAGGCAUCUCUAUUUCAGGAAAUGCUGCUACUUUCCUAAAGUUCAACCUGAACAAAAAGAUUAUCAGGGCAGGUUUAGUCACUCUAAUCUUGCAUUAACCAAACUGCAAACCUUUUCUUAUCAUCUGGGUGAGUCUAGUCGCUCUAAUCUUGCAUUAACCAAGCUGCAAACCCUCUCUUACAUUACCUUUGGUAGUAUUAAAAGGCGCUUCUUCAAAGACAUGCCCAACCUGAAGAAGUUAGGAAUUCGUGAAAGUGAAGAAGAGUGCUCGACUGCUAAACAAAUAUCUGGAAAACUCAAGAAGCUGGUUCGGUUGGAGCACCUUGAAAGACUUAAGUGUUUCUUUAUCAAUCCAUGGAUACUUAAACAAUGUGAUGUUUUCCCACCAACCCUCAAGAAAUUGACAUUGCGGGGGUGCCAACUUCCAUGGAACCAAAUGACAAUACUGUGCAAGUUACCCCAACUGGAGGUUCUUAAGCUCAAGGAUUAUGCAUUCCAAGGAUCAGAAUGGGAGCCAACUGCCGAAUGUUUUCAGCAGCUAAAAUUCCUACUGUUGGAUGGAACUGAUGUUAUCCACUGGAAAGCCAGUUCAAUUCAAUUCCCUAAGCUUGAGAGUCUUGUUCUGAAGAACUGUUAUUGCCUGUAUGAGAUUCCUGAUGAUGUAGCGGGAAUACCUACAUUGCAGUUCAUUGAAUUGUAUCACUGUAGCACUUCUGCUGACGACUCGGCAAAUAGGAUCCAAGAAGAACAGCUUAUCAUGGGAAUUGACGAUCUUGUGGUGCGAAUCCACAAAUUUUAUAACUCCGAACCAGCUGAAACCUAAGGCCUGCGUUCGUUUGAUAUUUGGCGCUCCCCCUAAAGGCCUCAACAAGCAUUGAGGCUAAUGCAGAGGAAAGUCAAUCUUUUCCCAGGAAUGAUUCAUCAACUUGGUUUCUUUUGGGAUGUUACUAUGUGCAUACAAUGGCGGACUUGGAUUUGCUGCACUUGAGCCGAGAGUCUCUCGGAAAAAGUCUGCCUUCAUGAGGUUGGAGUAAGGCCUGCGUACGCUCUUCUCUCUCUAGAACCCACAUUUGAAGAAAAAUUAAGCAAACCUAACUCAAGUAGAGUUAAAUUAAUUUGAUUUGAUAUAAAUUGAGUUGAGAUUUUAUUUUUUCGA
Molecule: messenger RNA, 4377 nt
Organism: Solanum dulcamara
Lineage: Eukaryota; Viridiplantae; Streptophyta; Magnoliopsida; Solanales; Solanaceae
Product: putative late blight resistance protein homolog R1B-14
Exons: 3
Coding region: 1360-4044 (894 amino acids)
Biological process (GO): defense response to other organism
Molecular function (GO): ADP binding
Source: RefSeq, a predicted model, not a curated record